Molecule: messenger RNA, 1552 nt
Organism: Spodoptera exigua (beet armyworm)
Lineage: Eukaryota; Metazoa; Arthropoda; Insecta; Lepidoptera; Noctuidae
Source: the annotation of a GenBank genome assembly
UAGUUUUCGACCUCAGAAUGUUGGUGAUCACACUUGUGUUAAUACUUUGCGUGCUGUUCCUCUUCUGGAUUUGGCCGAGGCAACGAAAAGAUAGACCACCUACCUUCCCCGGCGCGUUACCACUCAUAGGCCAUGGGCAUCAGUUGUUUGGGAAUCGUAAACAUUUAUGGAAAUAUAUGCGGCAAUUAUGUUUUUAUUCCCUGGAGAAAGGAGGCGUCCUAGAAAUGUGGUUAGGACCACAUUCUGUUUAUAUUUUAACUGAUCCAGAUGAUAUCUUAACAGUUUCAAAUACAUGCUUAAACAAAUCGUACUUCUACGAGUUUACAAAGGAUUACGUACAAAACGGAUUAAUUACUUCAGAAGCUUCAAUUUGGAAAAAUCACCGUAAACUUCUCAAUAUGGCUUUCAGUCAAAGGAUAAUUGACACUUUUAUUGAUGAAAUGAACACACAGACGCGGGAGUUGGUCACUGAUUUAUAUUCCCAAGUGGAUAAAGGACCAUUCGACAUGCGACGGUACUUGAUAAAGUUUACCUUGAAGACUGUUAGUCGUACCUCACUAGGACUAGACGCAGAAGAUCAGGCCGUUAUAGACGAAACAUAUGUUCAUGCAUUUGAAAGCUUACUUCAAGUUUACUUGGAACGAAUACAAAAAGUAUAUCUCCAUCUCUCCUGGAUAUAUGACAGAACUCAAUUGAAGAAGAAACAAAACCAUCUAACGAACAUGUUGAUAAACAUUAUGGAUUCUGUUAUUGCUAAACGUAAAUCGGAACGGAAGAACAAAAAAAGGGAAUUUAUAGAAUAUGAUGCUGUAAAACCAGGCAAAUUUAGCUGUUUAUUAGAACACCUUCUGCAAUUAGCUGAGGACCAUAAUAUGUUGAGUGAUGAAGAAAUUAGACAGCACCUGGAUUCUUUUGUAAUGGCAGCAUAUGAUACAACAACUGGAACCCUCAUGCAUGUGUUUUUAGCAAUAGGAUCUUACCCAGAAGUACAAAAGAAAAUUCUAGCAGAAGUUCAACAAAUCCAACCAAAUAACAACGAAAACAUUUCAAAAUAUGAUUUGGCGAAAUUGCAGUAUGUAGAAGCAGUGAUCAAAGAAACUCUAAGAGUGUUUGCCCCUUUGCCAGGAAUUGCCAGGAAAAUUGAGAAGGACGUUAAGUUAAAAAACUACACACUGAGAGCGGGCAGCACUUGCGUCAUGAAAUUCUACGGUGUUAGUUACCACUCUAUGUGGGGUCCAGACCGGAAUGAGUUUAAACCAGAGAGAUGGCUUGAUCCUGCAAAGUUACCAGCCAAUCCUAAUGCGUUUUGCUAUUUUGGGGUCGGGAAACGAAAUUGUAUUGGUAAACAAUUCGCCAUGACUCUAAUGAAGAUAGUUAUUGCGUAUGUCGUACGAAACUACCACCUGGAAAGUGAUAUAAGUAAAUUAGAAUCUGAAUAUGAAGUUGUUCUCAAACCAAUUUCUGGCAAUCUAUUGAGUUUAACUUCAAGGUCGUAGGGUAAAAAGGCAUUACCAUAAUCUAAGGGAAUUUUAUACGACCAUGGUGUAAAUGU